This is a messenger RNA of Penicillium cinerascens, 717 nucleotides long. Its product is annotated as FMN-binding negative transcriptional regulator. The record is from RefSeq and is a predicted model, not a curated record. The transcript is spliced from 3 exons. NCBI's taxonomy places the organism in Eukaryota, Fungi, Ascomycota, Eurotiomycetes, Eurotiales, Aspergillaceae. The annotation marks the transcript as partial.
AUCAAUUCGGACCGUCGAAGUAUCAACUUUGAUCUGCAGACCACCAAAUACAAGAUGUAUCUGAGAACAGUACACGCCGAGGAUGAAAUCCAACUCCUCCAACAAUUCAUACACGACAACCCACUCGGCGUCCUCCCAACAGCCAUCAAAUCUGACGAACACGUAUAUAUCCAAUCCAGCCACAUCCCAUUCAUCCUCGACAGCCCCGAUGACAGUGAAAAUGGCAUCCUACGCGGCCAUGUCACAAAGCAUAACCCACAAGCCAAAGCCCUAAUGGAAGCCCUCGCGCAGAAACGAGCACAAGGCUCAAACACCCUCGAACUCCCCGAUGAAGCUCUAAAACCAAAGCCCGUCUCGGGCAAACUCGUCCCGACGUGGAAUUACUCCGCCAUGCAGGCCUACGGCAAGAUCAGUGUGUACUGCGACUCCAAGGCCGAGGCAACGGCCUACUGCAUGGGCGGUGGAGAGCAGCCUACUGCAUGGGCGGUGUAUGAGGCGCUGGACUCGUAUGUUGAAAUGCUGAAGAAGAAUAUUAUUGGAAUCGAGGUUCGGGUUGAGCGUUUGCAGGGCAAGUUUAAGAUGAGCCAGGAGAUGGGAAGGGGUGAUCGGGAGGGGGUUGUUAAGGGGGUUGAAGCCCUGGGGACGGAGGUUGGGGAGGGCGUUGCGGCUAUGGUUUGCGAGCGAGGUGCGCGAAAGGAGGAUCGGCGCGAUCGAUAG